Messenger RNA from Pipistrellus kuhlii (Kuhl's pipistrelle), 970 nucleotides. RefSeq names its product gap junction alpha-3 protein. Gene Ontology annotation, cellular component: connexin complex. Bases 12 to 785 code for a protein of 257 amino acids. Gene Ontology annotation, biological process: cell communication. The transcript has a single exon. The record is from RefSeq and is a predicted model, not a curated record. NCBI's taxonomy places the organism in Eukaryota, Metazoa, Chordata, Mammalia, Chiroptera, Vespertilionidae.
AGUCUGGAGCCAUGGGUGACUGGAGCCUUCUGGGGAGACUGUUGGAUACAGCACAGGAGCACUCCACGGUUAUAGGAAAGGUCUGGCUGACGGUUCUGUUCAUCUUCCGAAUCUUGUUGCUGGGGGCUGGGGUGGAGUCGGUGUGGGGAGAUGAGCAGUCAGGUUUCACCUGCAACACCCAGCAGCCGGGCUGCAUGAACGUGUGCUACGACAAAGCCUUCCCCAUCUCCCACACCCGCUUCUGGGUGCUGCAGAUCAUCUUCGUGUCCACGCCCACCCUCAUCUACCUGGGGCACGUGCUGCACAUCAUGCGCAUGGAAGAGAAGAAGAGAGGCAGAGAGGAAGAGCAGGCAAAGGGAAAGAGCGACCAUGGCCAGAAGGAUAGUCCCCAAGUGCGGGACGACCAGGGAAAGGUCCGAAUCGCUGGGGCCUUGCUCCGGACCUACAUAUUCAACAUCAUCUUUAAGAUGCUGUUUGAAGUGGGGUUCAUUGUUGGGCAGUACUAUUUGUAUGGCUUUCACCUGGAGCCACUCUACCGCUGUGACCAGUGGCCCUGCCCCAACCUCGUGGACUGCUUCAUCUCCAGGCCCACAGAGAAGACCAUCUUCAUCAUCUUCAUGCUGGCCAUCGCCUGCCUGUCCCUCUUACUCAACGUGCUGGAGAUAUACCACCUGGGCUGGAAGAAGCUUAAACAGGGCAUGACCAACCACUAUGACCCAGAGACCGCUGAAUCCAGGGUGGGGGCCAUCAUAUCUGGGGAUGUGCCCCCACUCCCCUCCCACUAGGCCACAGACACUAGUACUAUGGGGCGCCCUUCUACUACACGCACUCUGUCUCUUCCCUGGGAUGGGCAACCAUCAUCAUUCCAGGGCCUCUCCAGCAGCAUCAGCCUUCAACAUGGCAGCUCUUUCCCAGGCACAAGGGAAGGGCCACCCUGACAAAUUCUACAAUAGUAACCACCACCAGCAAU